Molecule: messenger RNA, 3812 nt
Organism: Anguilla anguilla (European eel)
Lineage: Eukaryota; Metazoa; Chordata; Actinopteri; Anguilliformes; Anguillidae
Product: epsin-3-like
Exons: 12
Coding region: 993-2876 (627 amino acids)
Biological process (GO): endocytosis
Cellular component (GO): clathrin vesicle coat; endosome; plasma membrane
Molecular function (GO): phospholipid binding; clathrin binding
Source: RefSeq, a predicted model, not a curated record
GGUGUCAUACAGACUGAUGGGACUUAAUGUACCCUGCUGCUCAAUGGUGCUGCCUGUUCAAGCUAGGUAAAAUGGACAUGGUGCAUUGCCAUGGAAACAGCAGCCCUUCUCCCUCUCCGUGAAGGUUCUAGAAUCGUGCCUCUGAUUGUGAUUCGGGUGCUUCUCUUUCUUUUUGUACUAGCUCCACCGAGCUUUGCACCAGGCUAGCCCCCAAAAGUCAGCAUCAUUUAGAACCUACUCGCAUUAAUGAAUUGCUCUGCAAUUAGUGCUUUUAUUGCUGUUCAGAUCAAAUACUACAGGUGGCAGGGUAGCAUAAUGGCUAGCAAACUGGGCAUGUAACUCCGAAGUUGCAGGUUCCAUUCACAGGUGGGACGCAGCCAUUGUACCCUUGAACAAGUACUCAAUCUGGCUCUCCCCAGUAAACAUUCAGCUUUAUAAAUCGGUAGUGUGUAGAGGAAUGUAAGCCGUUUAAGUCACUCUGGAUAACAGCGUCUGCUAAAUGCCUCAAAUGUAAAUGCAAAAAAAAAAGUGUUUCCUGGUAAUUCCAAUUCUGUCAUUUCUUUGAACACAUCUCCGUAGGGCUCGUGUGUCGGUACGCUGCAGGAGUGACAUCACUGCGGAAUGUUGAGGGGAACGGCAAAAGUGUGGAAGAGGUCCUGUUCCUGAAUCCGGAGGGCCAUUGGUUCAAUUUCCCUGGUGGAACACUGCGGGUCUGCCUCAGAUAAAGGUGAGCAGAGCUGCAGGGUGGUGCUAUUGUGUGAGUCAGCCUACAGCCAGCCCUUCCACUGGAAAAAGAACUCACCCCAAUCCUGUCCUCACCCCCCGCCCCUCCCAUCCCCCCCCUCAAACCCCCUCACUGCCCCCUCUGCCAGCCCACCCUCCCUCCCACCCGGAACUAGAGGUGUGCGUGGGAGCAAAAACCGGCGCAUUCUCUUUUGCCGGUCCUCCUAAAAGAUUUCAGUCCCGCCCACUGUGCCAUCACUGCCGUCACCAUGAUGACAUCAUCGCUCCGGCGGCAGAUGAAGAACAUGGUGAACAACUACACGGAGGCGGAGGUCAAAGUGCGCGAGGCGACCUCCAACGACCCCUGGGACCCGCCCGGCCCGCUGAUGGAGGAGAUCUCCGACCUGACCUUCAACGCGGUGGCCUUCCCCGAGGUGAUGGGCAUCAUCUGGAAGCGGCUCAACGACCACGGCAAGAACUGGCGGCACGUCUACAAGGCCCUGACGCUGCUGGAGUACCUGAUCAAGACCGGCUCGGACCGCGUGGGCAAGCAGUGCCGGGAGAACGCGGUGGUGCUCCAGACCCUGCGGGACUUCCAGCACACGGACCGGGACGGGCGGGACCAGGGCUCCAUCGUGCGGGAGAAGGCCAAGCGGCUGGUGGCGCUGCUGAGGGACGAGGACCGGCUGAAGAGGGCGCGGUCGGCGUCGCUGAAGCCCAGGGAGCGCGCGGGCUGCCCCGCCUCCGCCGCCGCCGCCGAAUGUGGCUCCGCCUACGGGGACCUGCCUCCGCCCUACCCCGGCCGACGGUCCAGCCAGCCCCUCAUGACCUCAGCGUACGGGGGCGAGGGAGCCAGGGGCUCACCCUCCUUCAGCUCCUCCUUUUCCUCCCCUCACUGUCACUCUGAUCUGGAGGAGGCUCGGCCCCAGACCAGCGGGGAGGAGGAGUUACAGCUGCAGCUGGCGCUGGCCAUGAGCCAAGAGGAGAACGAGAAGAAACCCCCGCCUGUAAACCUGGAUGAGCAGACCCAACUCCAGAUGGCACUUAACCUGAGCAAAGAGGAGCCCCUCCAGCCCGCUCCGCCUAUUCCCGUUCCCGACGUUGCGGUGCUAGAUGAAGAUGCCCAGCUUCAGCUGGCCCUGAGUCUGAGCAAGGCAGCACACCAGGAGGAGGAGCGCAGUCGUGAGGGAGAAGAGACGCUCCUGCGCAAAGCUCUUGAGGAGAGCAGAAGGGAGGUGGAGGGAGGAGGAGUGGAGUCUGCCAUGAAGGAUCUGGAGGACAUUUUUGGAGCUGGCUCUGCAGCGCCCCCUCGUGUUGACCCCUGGGACCUGCCACCUACCAGGGCCAAACCUGCCAAUGUGGUGACCUCUGACCCCUGGGACUCUUUGGGGGGUCCCUCUACCACUCCUGUGAUUGACAACUCAUGGAUGGGUCUUCCAGCAGCCAGCGGCCCCCUGAAGCCUUGGGAUCCUAGCCAACCCCCUUCGGACCCAUGGGACGCCCCGAGGAACAUUUCCAGCAGAAACCCCACCAUCCACGCAGGGUCUUCAGGAGUCGAUCCGUUCUGUACUGUGACAAAGGAAUCUCAGACAGCCUGUGACUCCCCCAGACGUUCUGGAAGUCCCACAGAUGGGGACCUGUUUGGGGAACCAGUGAUGGGGACGCAGGUGAAUGGCCGUGAACAGGGCAGCCCGUUGCCCUUUGACCUGUCCCGUCUCAGGGAGGGUCUGGCCGACCCCACCCCCCGAACCUCCCGGACCCCUGAGUCCUUCCUGGACCCAACCGCGGCCUCUCUGGUCAACCUGGACAGCCUGAUACCCCUCAACCCCCCCGCCAAGACUACCAACCCCUUCCUGUCAGAACUGAGUGCUACCGCAACCUCCAACCCCUUCCAAAGCGAGCAGCCCCGCCUCACCCUGAACCAGAUGCGUUCCGAAUCCCCCUCUUCUCUCUCGAGCAACUCCUCUCUUCCCCCGUCCGUCGGCCUCCAGCCCCCCAUCCUGCCCGCCUCCUUCACCCACCCCCCCGCUUUUCCGCCAUCGCAGGGUCUGUUGGAUGUUAUUCCAAACCUGCCCCAGCCCCUACUGCCCUUCUCUACAGUGCCCCCUCCUGGACAGCAGGGGGACCAACAGGCUCAGAACCCUUUCUUGUGAGGCCCUGCUGUGUUAACUGGGUGGACACUGAGGACCCUGGAACUUACACACAAGGUUGCGACCUCCCGUUGCCCUUAGCCCAUCCUGAACUGAGAUUAAAACAAUAUUUUAAUACAAUGUUACCAGCCUCGCAGGUUCUGCGCUGUUCUAACCCGGACCCCAGAAGUGCUCCAACGCUGGGGCCAACCCCCUCCUUUACAGCAGGGACAUGGGAGGUGGACAUUCUGGAACCUUCCUGCCCUCUGCUGCUAUGCUGCUGCUAGCACUGCUGUCUUGCCUCUGUGAAUCUCUGGCCUUGAGCAGCCGUCCUAUACCCAUGAAGUCCUUCAACUAAUAAAAUGAAGAACAAAUAUAUAUAUAUAUAUGAUUCCUCACCACAACUAUCCCUGACACAACAUCAUUUCCUCACACUGGCCUUCCUAAUCAGAAAUUUUGCAUGGCAGACCUACUGUAAUGUGCGCCUGUGUGCACCGAUAGACCACAAUGCACUGCAGCUAAACACCUACCCUCUGAUGCUCCGAUCCCAUCUCAUGCUAUGCCAUUGAGAGAACUGCAGGCGGUCAUGUGGGGAGCAUCCAGCCAGCAAAAUCCAUACUGACACAAGUCUGACCACAUUUCCCUGUACUAGCCUCCGAUGCACUGCUUCGACCCACGGGCUUGAGCCAGGACGACCCCUGUUGAGACCUAAAGGGGGAGAAGAUGCUGAAAUAUAGGCUUUAAUAUUGUAGGGGUUCUGCUGAAUGAACAAAACUAUAAUACUGAAAACUGAUUCAUACUAGAACUAUUAUGGAAAUUACGAUCAAAACAUAGUGGUAUGAAAAUGUAUGCAAAUUAGUGUUUGUUGCCUGUCAAACACCAAUCUCUGACCAAAUGUAUACAUAUCCAUUUAAAAAAAUUCAACCAAUAAAUGGUGUGUAUUUGCACACUUUCUAAUUA